AUGCCGGUGAACGUUACAAUCAUGCCGGUGAACGUUACAAUCAUGCCGGUGAACGUUACAAUCAUGCCAGCGAACAUUGCAAUCAUGCCGGCGAACGUUACAAUCCUGCCGGUGAACGUCACAAUCCUGCCAGUGAACGUCACAAUCCUGCCAGUGAACGUCACAAUCCUGCCAGUGAACGUCACAAUCCUGCCAGUGAACGUCACAAUCCUGCCAGUGAACGUCACAAUCCUGCCAGUGAACGUCACAAUCCUGCCAGUGAACGUCACAAUCAUGCCAGUGAACGUCACAAUCAUGCCAGUGAACACUACAAUCAUGCCAGUGAACACUACAAUCAUGCCAGUGAACACUACAAUCAUGCCAGUGAACACUACAAUCAUGCCAGUGAACACUACAAUCAUGCCAGUGAACACUACAAUCAUGCCAGUGAACACUACAAUCAUGCCAGUGAACACUACAAUCAUGCCAGUGAACACUACAAUCAUGCCAGUGAACACUACAAUCAUGCCAGUGAUCACUACAAUCAUGCCAGUGAUCACUACAAUCAUGCCAGUGAACACUACAAUCAUGCCAGUGAACACUACAAUCAUGCCAGUGAACACAACAAUCAUGCCAGUGAACACUAUAAUCAUGACAAUGAACACUACAAUCAUGCCAGUGAACAUUAAGAUCUUGCCAGUGAACAUUACAAUCAUCACAGAGACCAAUCUCCGCGCAGAACUAGACCACAGAGACCAAUCUCCGAGCGGGAAUCAAUGCACACAUUUUGAAUUGCUUUGA
Procambarus clarkii (red swamp crayfish) is the source of this 780-nucleotide messenger RNA. RefSeq names its product zonadhesin-like. NCBI's taxonomy places the organism in Eukaryota, Metazoa, Arthropoda, Malacostraca, Decapoda, Cambaridae. The record is from RefSeq and is a predicted model, not a curated record.